Hevea brasiliensis (rubber tree) is the source of this 2413-nucleotide messenger RNA. RefSeq names its product protein NRT1/ PTR FAMILY 8.1. The record is from RefSeq and is a predicted model, not a curated record. The transcript is spliced from 5 exons. NCBI's taxonomy places the organism in Eukaryota, Viridiplantae, Streptophyta, Magnoliopsida, Malpighiales, Euphorbiaceae. Gene Ontology annotation, molecular function: transmembrane transporter activity. Gene Ontology annotation, cellular component: membrane. The coding region runs from base 421 to 2133 and encodes 570 amino acids. Gene Ontology annotation, biological process: oligopeptide transport; transmembrane transport.
GUGCAUGUGUGAACACACAGGCACGUGGGAAAUUAUUUCAGGCAAAACCAAAGUUUUUUGUUUAGAAUUUUCCACCAUCUUUGUUUGGUCAAUAUAAGAUAUUAGUCAAAGCCAGAGUCAAGCUGGGUAUCCUGUUUACUGCAUACCAGUUUUUCCACAUUACAGAUCUGCCAAUUUAGAGAGUGCAUUAUAGUUGCGUCCAGUUUAUGUAUGUGGCUGAGUGUGAACCUCUUGAGUUUGGACUAGUGAUUAAUAUCCCGAAACUAUAAUAGUAUCUUCAAAUUUUGCUUCUCUUCCCACUUGCCAAACUGCUUUCCUUGAUCAUAGCAUGAAUCCUUGAGGCAUGAGCUCUAACAUAUUCACAAGUACUACACUAGCCAACUCCAGAGAAUAAGCAAAGGAGAAAAUUUCUGAGAAGCCAUGGCAGAGGAGGAUAUAUACGCAAAAGAUGGAACUGUAGACUACCGUGGGAAUCCUGCUAACAGAAAGGAAACUGGAACCUGGAGAGCCUGCCCCUUCAUUAUAGGAAAUGAAUGUUGUGAAAGAUUGGCUUAUUAUGGGAUGAGCUCCAAUUUGGUUCUUUAUUUCAAGAACAUAUUAAAUCAGCAGAGUGCUACUGCUGCUAAAAAUAACUCUGAUUGGAGCGGAACAUGCUAUACUACACCGUUGAUCGGAGCAUUUCUGGCUGAUGCUUAUCUAGGAAGAUACUGGACGAUUGCAAUUUUCUCCAUCAUUUAUGUAAUUGGAAUGACGCUUUUAGCAAUGUCAGCAUCUGUCCCUGGUCUAAAGCCGAAAUGUUACGCAAAAAACGACUGUGAUCCAACUGAUGCACAAAGUGCCGCGUGCUUUGUAGCACUUUACCUGAUAGCUCUGGGCACAGGAGGUAUUAAGCCUUGUGUCUCAUCCUAUGGAGCAGAUCAGUUUGAUGAUACAGAUGAGGUAGAGAAGAAGCACAAAGGCUCUUUCUUCAACUGGUUCUACUUCUCAAUUAAUGUUGGAGCUCUUAUAGCUUCCUCCGUGCUGGUUUAUGUACAAGACAAUUGGAGUUGGGGAUGGGGUUUUGGCAUUCCUGCAAUUGCCAUGGCAAUUGCAGUUGUGAGCUUCUUUUCAGGUACUCGGCUGUACAGGUACCAAAAGCCAGGAGGCAGCCCUCUCACACGUCUCUGCCAGGUGAUAGUAGCAUCCAUUAGGAAAUACAAAGUUGAAGUGCCUGCUGACAAGUCUCUUCUGUAUGAGACAGCAGAUGCUGAAUCCAACAUCAAAGGAAGCCGCAAGGUUGAGCACACCAAAGAUUUCAGUUUCUUUGACAAGGCAUCAGUGGAAACGGAAAAAGAUAAUGUAAAGGAUUCUGUAAACCCAUGGAGACUUAGCACCGUAACCCAAGUUGAAGAGCUAAAAUCCAUCAUCCGGUUGCUCCCAAUAGGGGCCACUGGCAUAAUCUUUGCCGCGGUGUACAGCCAGAUGAGCAACUUAUUUGUGUUACAAGGUGAUCAAAUGAAUAAAUUUGUUGGCAAUUCCAAGUUCCAGAUCCCAUCUGCAUCUCUUUCCGUCUUCGACACCCUCAGUGUUAUCUUUUGGGUCCCCAUCUAUGAUCGCAUUAUUGUGCCAUUUGCAAGAAGAUUCACAGGUAACAAAUAUGGCUUGACUCAACUUCAGAGGAUGGGCAUUGGCCUCUUCAUAUCAAUAUUUGCCAUGGUAUCUGCAGCAGUUUUAGAACAGAUAAGACUCGGAACUGUUAGAAGACACAACUCCUAUGAAAUUAAACAAGUGCCGAUAUCUGUAUUUUGGCAAGUUCCACAGUAUUUUCUUAUAGGGUGUGCAGAAGUUUUUACAUUCAUUGGGCAGUUGGAAUUCUUCUACCAGGAAGCACCUGAUGCCAUGAGGAGCUUGUGCUCUGCUUUAUCACUCACCACAGUUGCUCUUGGCAAUUACUUGAGUUCUCUCCUUAUGACUAUUGCUACAAGCAUCUCCACCAGGAAUGGAAAACCUGGGUGGAUACCCGACAACUUAAAUUAUGGUCAUGUCGAUUACUUCUUCUGGAUGUUGGCAGUAAUGAGUGUGCUCAAUUUAGGUGCCUUUCUCUUGAUCUCAAAGUGGUAUACAUACAAAACACCAUUAGGAACUCUCCGUUGACCGUCUCUCAGAUUUGCUGUUGUUGCCGAAACAACUGUAAAUAAAUUCAGUCAGUGCUCAAGAAUAUGUUUCUUUUACCAGAUAUUUCAUAUUUGUAAAAUAGAAUUUAAACAAGUCUAUGCACCCUACAGCAAAGGCAGAAGUCCACUGUGUCUGUAAUAAUGUAAUAGAGAAUGAAACCUAAUCAAGGAAGAAAGUGAACCGCCAAUCAGCCAAAGCAAUUACAUGCUAUCUUUCUACAUUUGUAUAUAUAAUUGUAGGCCACUUUCCUUUCCAUUCA